This is a messenger RNA of Musca domestica (house fly), 640 nucleotides long. RefSeq names its product peptidoglycan-recognition protein SC2. Bases 36 to 593 code for a protein of 185 amino acids. Gene Ontology annotation, molecular function: N-acetylmuramoyl-L-alanine amidase activity; peptidoglycan binding; zinc ion binding. Gene Ontology annotation, biological process: innate immune response; peptidoglycan catabolic process. The transcript has a single exon. Lineage: Eukaryota; Metazoa; Arthropoda; Insecta; Diptera; Muscidae. The record is from RefSeq and is a predicted model, not a curated record.
AUAUCAUCAGUUCAUUUGAAUCGACAAGUCUUGCAAUGGUUUCCAAAACUAAAUUCGGUCUCUUGGCCGUUCUCUUCUGUGCCCAAGCCGUUUUUGGCAUCACUAUUAUCUCCAAAGCGGAAUGGGGAGGUGCUCCCGCCACCAGUAAAACAACCUUGUCCAAUAACUUACAAUAUGCCGUCAUUCAUCAUACCGAGGGUGCUGCUUGCUCCGAUAAGGCUUCCUGCAGCCAGCAGAUGAGAAAUGUUCAACACUACCAUCAAAAAACGUUGAGAUGGGCUGAUAUUGGUUACAACUUCCUGAUUGGUGGUGACGGAAACAUCUAUGAGGGUCGUGGCUGGAAUGUUGUGGGUGCUCACGCUACAAACUGGAACUCCAAGUCACUUGGCAUCUCCUUCAUUGGCAACUAUCACAAUUAUAAACCCAGUGCUGCCCAAAUCAAUGCUGCCAAAAAUCUAUUGGCUGCUGCUGUUUCUCGUGGUCAAAUCGUGUCCGGUUAUGUUUUGUACGGUCAUCGUCAAGUCGGAUCCACCGAUUGUCCCGGCACCCAUUUGUGGAAUGAAAUCAAGACCUGGGCUCACUGGAAGGCUUAAGUAUGGAUAUUGAAAGUGUAUUAUUUGCAAAAAAAAAAAAAAAAAAA